Messenger RNA from Necator americanus (New World hookworm), 1272 nucleotides. RefSeq lists its product as uncharacterized. Bases 1 to 1272 code for a protein of 423 amino acids. The record is from RefSeq and is a predicted model, not a curated record. Gene Ontology annotation, cellular component: intracellular membrane-bounded organelle; membrane. The transcript has 12 exons. Lineage: Eukaryota; Metazoa; Nematoda; Chromadorea; Rhabditida; Ancylostomatidae.
AUGCCACAGCGAGCUUUCCAAUGGAUGAAAGUCCUUUUGCAUUCCAAACAUUACGCAACUGCUUCAAUGGAAUUCACAAUGAUAAUGAGUGAAAGCAGCGGUCGAGCGUUCGCAAUGGCGAUUUCGGUUUUGAUGGUGGUCACUGGAUCACUGAACACUAUUUGCGCAAAAUGGGCAGACAGCUUGAAAGCCGAAGGUGUAGCUUUCAAUCACCCUUUUUUACAGGCCACAUGCAUGUUCUUUGGCGAGUUCCUUUGUCUAGUCGCAUUCUUUGUCAUAUACAGUUACAAGAAGCAUCGCUGGAAUAGAGUUAAUGUCACAGGUGAUUCUGGCUCUAUUACCGACAUAACUUCUGACAGCGAACCACAGCUUCCUCAAUUCAACCCAUUUGUUUUUUUGCCGCCUGCGUGCUGUGACAUCCUUGCCACUUCUAUAAUGUAUAUUGGACUGAAUCUUACGACAGCCAGCAGUUUUCAAAUGCUUAGAGGAGCAGUCAUUGUUUUCACCGGUUUACUAUCGGUUGGAAUGCUCGGAGCACGAAUUCAAGGAUUUAAAUGGAUAGGAAUGAUCCUUGUUAUUCUCGGGUUAGUAGUCGUGGGAGUCACUGAUAUCGUUUACGAUGACGAUCCGCUUGAUGAUAAGAAUGCUAUUAUAACAGGAAAUCUCCUGAUUAUAAUGGCACAAAUAAUCGUGGCAAUCCAAAUGGUCUACGAACAAAAAUAUCUAAAUCAAUAUGAUGUGCCGGCACUUUUUGCUGUUGGCCUUGAAGGACUUUUUGGAAUGACCAUUCUUUCCUUACUAAUGGUACCAAUGUAUUAUAUUCAUGUUCCACAUACUUUUUCGACGAACCCGGAAGGUCGUCUUGAGGAUGUCUUCUUUGCGUGGAAAGAGAUCUGCGAGCAACCGUGGAUAGCAGUAGCCCUGGGUGGAACUAUCAUUAGUAUCGCUUUUUUCAAUUUCGCUGGCGUUUCCGUAACAAAAGAGCUUUCUGCAACUACCCGAAUGGUAUUAGACAGUGUUAGGACGCUUGUGAUUUGGGUAUUUAGCAUACCACUAUUUGGCGAGAUAUUCAUUCCUCUGCAGCUAGUCGGGUUUGCGCUACUCAUCCUUGGCAUGUUCGUUUACAACGACAUUUUGAUCGGUCCGUGGUUCCGUCAACGUGUGCUUCCGAACAUGGGCGAGUCGCAUUUAUGCACUAGGUGCUGUUUCACGAUUUGUGGUGCGGAUUUGGCUGAAACGGAUAGGGAUAGUCUCCUCAAUGAAGAUGAGUAA